Messenger RNA from Wasmannia auropunctata (little fire ant), 709 nucleotides. RefSeq lists its product as uncharacterized. NCBI's taxonomy places the organism in Eukaryota, Metazoa, Arthropoda, Insecta, Hymenoptera, Formicidae. The record is from RefSeq and is a predicted model, not a curated record. The transcript has 3 exons. Bases 176 to 574 code for a protein of 132 amino acids.
AUAAUGGUCACAUGUGCUGCAAAAGGAUGUAGGAACUCAAAUGCAACUGGAUCAAAAAUGUGUAACUUUCCAAGAGAUCCACAGCGAUUAUGUAUAAUGGCUGGCAAAUUGUGGAUUGGAAAAUAAAAAGUUUAAUUAUUAUGCUGCAUUAUGCAAGUUUCACUUUACAGCUGACAUGUGGGAGAAACAACAAUUUGAUGGAUGUAAAAAAUUAAAAUCGUCUGCGGUGCUAACAAUAUUUGGCGAGCUUGUGAAGCAGCAAGAACGUCAGGAAAUCAUUAAUACGCCAACAAUAUUUAUCGAAAUUGAAGAAGAAGUUAUUAUAUCGAUACUAAUUGUAUCAGCAAAUAAAGAAGUGGAAAUAUUACAAAGCGAACCCGAAAUUACGAGAAGUCCAGCAGCUAAUGUUUCCGACAAGAAACAGACAAUGCUCAACACACAAACUUGUAGCUUUGAAAAUUAUGGUCCAGAUGCUACCAAGAACAAAAUCUUACAUGAAGAGACUCAUAUUGUAAUGGGUGAAACUAAGGGUAAAACUGAACAUGAGUCGACUACUUCAGGCAAACAAAUUUGAAAAAAAUGUCAGCACAUGAUUAAAUAAACAAUAAAAUAAAUUAUAAUUCAUGGUUAUUUAAAACAUAUACUAACAAUAAAUAUAAGUUAACAUGUCAAGUCGGACAAAUUGCAAUAAAGUAUAAUGUUACACAAA